This is a messenger RNA of Zophobas morio, 925 nucleotides long. RefSeq names its product eukaryotic translation initiation factor 3 subunit F-1 (gene eIF3f1). The record is from RefSeq and is a predicted model, not a curated record. Gene Ontology annotation, biological process: translational initiation. The transcript is spliced from 3 exons. Gene Ontology annotation, molecular function: metallopeptidase activity; translation initiation factor binding; translation initiation factor activity. NCBI's taxonomy places the organism in Eukaryota, Metazoa, Arthropoda, Insecta, Coleoptera, Tenebrionidae. Bases 32 to 868 code for a protein of 278 amino acids. Gene Ontology annotation, cellular component: eukaryotic translation initiation factor 3 complex, eIF3m.
GCUUGACGCAUGACGGGUUGUCGAUUGCAAAAUGGCGCUGAAUUUGCACGUGAGAGUACACCCGGUGGUGCUGUUUCAGAUUGUGGACGCCUACGAACGACGAAAUGCAGAUUCACACAGAGUUAUCGGCACGUUGUUGGGUAACGUGGACAAGGGCAUCGUGGAAGUAAUCAACUGCUUCUGCGUCCCCCACAAAGAAACGGUGGACCAAGUGGAGGCCGAACUCAACUAUGCCAUGGACGUGCAUGAUUUGAAUCGUCGCGUAAACUCCAACGAAAGCAUAGUGGGUUGGUGGGCCACAGGACACGAAGUUACUAAUCACAGUUCAGUUAUCCACGAGUAUUACGCGAGAGAAUGCAAUAACCCGGUCCAUGUCACUCUGGACACGAGUCUACAGGGUGGACGUAUGGGCUUGAAAGCGUACGUGUGCGUUUCGUUGGGUGUACCCAAUGGGAAACAAGGCUGCAUGUUCACGUCUAUACCCAUCGAUGUGACGUGUUACGAUCCGGAGGUGUUUGGGUUACAGUUGUGUCAGAAAACCAUCGGCGCUGGCGGCGGGAGGUCGAGGAAUGUACAUCCCAUGUUAGAUUUGGCACAGGUGUCAGAAGCAGGAUCCAAAAUGGGAGUAAUGUUGGACCAGGUUCUACAAUAUGUUGAAGACGUUUUGUCUGGAAAAACACAAGCAAAUAACGCCGUCGGUAGGGCUUUAUUGGAUCUGAUUAAUUCAGUUCCUCAUAUGAGUAACGAACAGUUUUCUGAAAUGUUCAAUAGCAACGUUAAAGACUUGUUAAUGGUAAUUACUUUGUCUCAGCUUAUUAAGACACAAUUACAACUAAACGAGAAACUUACAUUACUUACGUCUGUCUAAUUUGAUUAAAUUAAUUUUUGUAUUAUUGAAGAGAAGAAUAAAAUUUUCGAUUUUGAA